Daucus carota subsp. sativus is the source of this 390-nucleotide messenger RNA. RefSeq names its product extensin-3-like. The transcript has a single exon. The record is from RefSeq and is a predicted model, not a curated record. Lineage: Eukaryota; Viridiplantae; Streptophyta; Magnoliopsida; Apiales; Apiaceae. The coding region runs from base 1 to 390 and encodes 129 amino acids.
AUGGGACCUUCACUAGCAUUUUGCACUCUUGCAGCAAUAUUAUGUAGCAUUGCUACCAAUUAUGCAGUUGCAAAUCCCCACCACCACUACGUCUACAAAUCUCCACCUCCACCUGCAACCUCCAGCCCUGUGGUCUACACUUCACCAUCACCUUCUCCAUCUCCAACACCUGCUCCAGCUCCUUAUUCGCCGUCCCCUUCUCCAUCGCACACAUGUGUUUGUCAUUGUCCCCUAUCACCUUCUCCGUCUCCAUCAUCUCCUUAUGUCUAUACACCUUCUCCAGCUCCAGAAGCACCAGCACCAGCACCUAAGUCACCCGACACCUACAAAUCGCCAGCACCAGCACCCACAAAGCACUACAUGUACAAGUCUCCACCACCUCCUUACUAG